CUAGACCAGGAUGGUCACGGUACGGGUGGACUCUUGUCCCCAGAGACCAAUGUUGCGUCUCGCGAGCACGAGCACUCUUUGGCACCCGCAUUUCGGAGCGCCCACUCGCCUAUAUCACCGCGCAGAGUCUCGGUUCCGAAGACCAACGGAGAGUCUCCUGAGCGAGGUUCUCGCUUUAUUGGAUCACCGUCCAGGAGGCUGCGGACGACCAGUGGCAGCGGUGGGGCUACUAGGAUGUCCAUGACGUUCGAAGAACUUUCGCCUUCUAGUACAGGUGCUGUGGGAACGGGAAGGCUCAGUAGUGGGCGACUUAGUGGGCUGCGCGAACUUGCUGGGAGUACGCGCACCUCUGUUCAGACCGAAAUGUACAAAAAUGAUUCGUCUCUUCUUGCAGCGGUGCGAGAAGCACGAGGAGGAGGACUAGGGAGCCUGUUGGGCAGACCUCUGUCUUCAACAUCUUCGUCUUCCUUCCUGGGUCCUGGCAGUACUGGAUUAAACGCUACGCCCUCAGCAGCUUCAACUACGAACAGCCUAAGUAGUACAACUGGUGCUCCUGGUGUGAGUCCGAAGAGCAUGGCGUUUGGUCGAAGCCUCGGCAGUGCGAAUGUGCUGGAUACGAAGUUGGCUGCUUUGUCAAUGCUUGCGGCGCGGGACAGGGAAAAGUCGGUACAGGAGAGAGCUGCGGCACAACUGCGCAGUGAGGGACUAGUGCGAACGACAGCGCUUUUCUGGCUAGUGGGUGAUGACGAUGAGCAGGAUACUAGCAAGUCGACUAGUUGUUCUAGCACUACUACUAGCACUACUAGUUGUACAACGUUGUUGUCGAGGUUCACGAGGUGGCAUGCGAUCAUUCUGCUGAUCGGAAUUUUCCUCAGACUAGAGACGGGACGGCAUGCACACAGCGGCCAGGGACAAGCUCCGAUGUUUGGGGACUUCGAGGCACAGCGCCAUUGGGUUGAAAUAACAAAUCACGUUCCGCUUUUGGACUGUUAAGUGUUCCCCAAAUCCAUCUUCAAAAGCAU
Molecule: messenger RNA, 1022 nt
Organism: Amoebophrya sp. A25
Lineage: Eukaryota; Dinophyceae; Syndiniales; Amoebophryaceae
Source: the annotation of a GenBank genome assembly